Molecule: messenger RNA, 13744 nt
Organism: Armigeres subalbatus
Lineage: Eukaryota; Metazoa; Arthropoda; Insecta; Diptera; Culicidae
Gene: br
Product: broad-complex core protein
Exons: 8
Coding region: 1189-3069 (626 amino acids)
Biological process (GO): regulation of transcription by RNA polymerase II
Cellular component (GO): nucleus
Molecular function (GO): protein binding
Source: RefSeq, a predicted model, not a curated record
UCUUCGUUCGUUAAGUUUUUAGUUCUGUGGCAACAGUUUCCCCCGUAAGGACAUCUCAAGUAAUACUCACAAGGAUUUAGGAUUUUAACCUUACCAAAUCAAAAUUAGCCGAAAAAAUUAUAAUCGCACCGCGAAAAGUCGUCGGUGGUGAAAUUUUGCGUUGGAUGAUUAUUAUUUGUUUUGGAAGUGAGCGGAACGAAACGACAAGUGCAAUCGCAUCAUCACCAUCAUCAGCAGCAUUCAAAAAUUCAAAAGUGCGCUCCCGUGCCGCCUAGGAACCUAGGAAUUGCGCAAAGCUAAGCGAACGCGCAAAAAUUGAUAACACCGCUGAAGAACGGGGAAAAAAUUGAAGUAAUUAGCUCGCCUCUCUCACCGAAAUUUCGGCAAAAAGAGAAUCAUCAGAGCUGUUUAUAUAUGUGAUAUUACCCCCAAGAGUAGACGGCGAACGCGAAAAAACUAUAUACAUUAAAAAGGCAACUACACCAUUCGCAAAAUGUGAAAAAGUAAAAACGAUUUUUUCGUCUUGACUGUGGUGGAAGUUUUCUAUCCUUUUUUAUUACUGCAGUACAUGCUCUAUUUUUCGCAUUUUCGUACCACUGGUUACAAUAUUUAGUUUGUGCUCUGUGUGUCGGCAUCGUCAGGAGAGUCGAUGCACGAAGGAGAAAAAAUGGCAUCCGUAAUACCUCAUUUUCUGCAUUUCUAAGUGACUCAAACUGACUGUGUUAAUAAUUUUACAGUGCAAUUGAUUCCGCGCAAGAUAAUACGAGUGAUACGAUUGUUGUAGAGUUCUGUGUGUAGCUCAUAUAAACCAAACCUGGAUAGGGAAACCGUUGGAACCCAUGUUACCGUGAAUUCAAAUAUGCAAAACACCAUCCCAAAGUGCAUCAACAUGGAAUAUCAACUAUCGUCGGAAUCAAGUCGUUAUUUUGACGGAUAUUUACCGCUCUCGGAAACAGUUGUGAAUAGUGUUGCAAAAAUGCAGUGACAUCACCGUCUUACGCAGAAAUCGACCGACCAAGCCAUGCGUGUGCCAAAAUUCGUUGUAUAACUAUCAAAAAAAAUCGUUGGAUAAAAAGCAGUCAAAUCGGGGUACGAUAAGUGUAUACUUCACAGGAUCUUUCGGCACAUCUUAUAUAACACCGGCGAUUGCUGAGCGCCAACAAAACAGAAAGAAAAAAAACCCAUAAAAUGGUCGACACACAGCAUUUUUGCUUGCGAUGGAAUAACUAUCAAAGCAGCAUUACCUCUGCUUUCGAAAAUCUGCGAGACGAUGAAGACUUUGUCGAUGUGACGCUGGCAUGCGACGGGCGAAGUCUCAAGGCACAUCGAGUCGUCCUGUCGGCCUGCAGUCCCUAUUUCAGAGAAUUGCUAAAGAGCACACCAUGCAAACAUCCAGUAAUAGUACUACAAGAUGUGGCGUUCACAGAUCUCCAUGCGCUCGUAGAGUUCAUAUACCACGGUGAAGUGAAUGUUCACCAACGAUCUCUUAGCUCCUUUCUCAAGACGGCAGAAGUGUUGAGAGUGUCAGGACUGACCCAGCAGCAAGCUGAUGAAACACAUAAUUUAGCACAAGUACAAACAUCAACCGGAUCGGGCAGCCGAACACCGGUAGGCCAUCACCCCAGUUAUACGGAUAAGUUCGUCGAGGAUGCACUGUUCGCCCAGGGGGUGCCUCCAUCCUCACAUCUCAAUAACCCGCACCAUGCACCUGCAGCCCACGGCGGAACCUCGGUGAAUCUGCUGCUAAGAAGGGCUGCCGCAGCCGCCGCGCUCCGACGCGAGCGCAACAAUUCAAACCAGUCCGAUGAGCUCUCUAUGAAACGCCAUCGGAUGUCUACGGACAGCAACCUUCUUGGCAAUAACAACAACCUGGACGUAGUGAGUCACAUGCCCCAAAUAACGGCAACCGACUUCUCCACCAGCAUGAAAACCAACAGCAGUGCACCGCACUCCCCGCACAUAAAGGAACAGCACCGGCAUGAUAGCAAUAAGACGCCUAAUGGUUUUACUUUCAUUGCCACAGGUAACAACAACAAUAGCAUCAACAUUAACAACAAUACCAACAAUCUGAAUAACAACAACAAUAACAACAACAACAACAACCUAAACACUCACAGCAAAGAUAACUCAAAUGUGGCUGAUCAAGCCAGCAGUAAUCUAGUGAGUAUAGCAACCAACGGCGGAAACGGUGGUGGCAGCUUAGGUUCCCACACCGACAAGGAAAGCCUCACCCCGUCUCCCUCCGUGCGAUCCAACGAGGACGUCAAGUCGGAACCAAUGGAGCUAGUGUGCAGCUCGAAUGUCGAGAACGACAACAGUUCGGACUCGAUUGUGGAGGAUCAUCAUGAUAUGCCGCACCCUGCCGAUAUUAAGGGACCGAUCAGCUCUCCUCAUGAAGAUGAUAUGGACGGCAGCAUACAUUCCCACGCGGCGCCUCCUUUUCUGAUUUCGCCCGGAGAUCAGAAGUUGUUUGCCCCUCCAGGGUCGUUCAACUUCUCGAUGGCAGCGCUUGCGGCGGACCCUGCCGCUCUAGCAGCUUCCUAUCAAAUUCGUCUUCAUGAAACAGGUUUCAACCCACAAGCCCUCCAAGCUGCAGAACUAGCUGGUUCACCGCAAGGUAUGAACGCAGGACGACCGUCAUCUCCAUCGGAUUUGAACCACUCGGGCGGUGGCGGAGGAAACCGUUUGACCCUACCGCUUCCGCUGACUGCUUGCCAUCGAUGUGAUGUUUGCGGUAAAUUACUAAGUACAAAACUCACCCUAAAACGGCACAAGGAGCAACAGCACCUGCAACCGCUGAACAAUGCCGUCUGUAAUCUAUGCCACAAAGUUUUUCGCACACUCAAUAGCCUAAACAACCACAAGAGCAUAUACCAUCGCAGGCAGAAGCUGCUCCAUCAUCACCACCAGCACCAUGCUCAGCAUCCGUUUGCGUCGGUGGCGGCGGUUGCUGCGGCAGCUGGUGCUGCCAGUCCGUUACAUCACCCAUCGCAGCAUGCUCUGCUUGGCGAUGCAAGCGGCGCUGGGUGUGACAUGAAGCAUAGCAUUGCAAAGUUAGAAUUUCUCUAAGUGCUCUCCUCCCCCCAUUAGAAGCUUUCAAAUUUAUGAUUUGAAAUAUCCAACGGAGACUGCGCCUUAGUGUGGUGGCUCAAAAAACCACCCAACAUGUGCGCGCUAGUCUUGGUCAAUUAAAAUCAAAACAAUAUAACAACUUGCUAAAUAGUUUGACAAACAAAAAAAAACAUAGAAAAUGACGUUAUAACACAAACACUUAAAAAAAAAGUUAGAAAAAAUAAUUGUGAUUUUUUUCAUAGACAGAAAUACUCACGUUUAGUUGAAAAAGUAAUCAACUGAAGGCAAGUGUUUGUCGAAAUCGAAUAUAACACAGAUAAAUACUAAACGAUAGUCUUUUCGCCUGUAACGAGUUAUUUUGCAGAUUGUUUUCGAAAGGCAAACGCAACUAUUGUUGAAUCAUACUUUUGAAAUUCAUCAUAUUUAUUUAGUUUUAAUUUCAUUGAAACUUUAUUCAAAAUAUUUUUACGUCUGUCAUUAUGUCUACAUAAACCAUUUAAAUAUUUCUUCUAUGGUUAUAGGUGUUAUACAACCGCAGAGAGUUCUUUAUUUUAAUAUAUUUUCUACAAUAGUGCAAGAAUGAUUCGUUAGUUUAAUAUUUUUUGUUCACCGCACUGUCUGUGUAAAUGUAAUUGUUUUACUGAUUUAGUGGUACGACAAAAAAACGAGCUUAGACAAUAUCGAAAAAUUUAAGAGAAAAAAAACAAAGAUUGUUUAAGAGAGAAAAAAACAAAAACUGCGGACGACUCAUGAAGGUAGCUUUCGAAUUGACACAUACGGAACCUGUUUGUGGAGCCUCUGGAUUGGCCACCAAAUGGGUAUUACCAGAAAUACAAACGACUUAAUUCAAAAUUGCAUACUUAACACAAAUGUUGUGAUUAUUGCACGACAAACAAAGAGACUUAAAAUCCCUUUGAUGCAAUUGUUAUACGCUUGCUGCAGUCUUCUGAGAUUAGUGGUAAAAUGGAAUAAAAAAUCAACAUUUCGGUCAAUCGAGCUAUGUGCAAUAAUCUAUUUAAAUCAUUUGGCUGAACUACCACACUAGUUUCUCGAUGUUUGUAUUCUCUAAAGCGUUAUUGCUUUAACUUUUUAAGAACCCUUGAUUGUGCCUCAUCUCCCAGAAUGUUAGUGAAAAAACGACGCUCGUAACAUGAGCAACAAAUUGUUAAAUUAUUAUUCUAGUUUUAAUGCUCUGAAACGAAAUCGGUUCAACCAACCAGCAAUCCUUACAAUCUUGUAUAUGCAAAAAAGUAAGCUAAUGUAAGCAAAGUUAGUUUUUUUUUGCAAUUUUGUACAGAUUCUGUAUGGUUCUUACAAAAGAUUUUGAGACAAUUUAGCAUCCGCUUAUUGGGUUUAGAGCCAAUAUUAACAUAGAAAAGCCGUACUCUAGAAACACAAAGCAAUUGUGUUGUACUAUUAGAAUAAGUUAAAAUUUCCAUCAACAAAAUUUAGUUUUUGACUGCAAGUGAAAGCCACUUAGUAGUGUCAUGAAUUGAAUUUUUGUUUGGAACUGCAUCGUACAGUGAUCGUUCGCAAAUUGCUGCACGUCCAAUAGACGAAUUCACGGGUCAAAAACUCUAUAUAAAAACAUUGUAGACAUUGCCCUUAUGUUCAAUUAACUUGUAUUUAAACACGGGUAAAACAUGUAAACAUUCCCCUUAUAUAGUGUCAAAGGAUGUCAUGAUGCAAUCGUUAAUUCUGUUCACUAAUGUGGACGUUUUGUCGUCAAUGUUGUUUACUUUUUGCAUUGAAGAAAGAAAGAUUUUACACUCUAAAAGGUAUCGAUCCCGCGAUACAUAUGACGUUUGGCAGCUUUUAAUUGGGUCUCGCCGCAGUUAGCAAACCUUCAACUAAAGAAAACACAAUUAACGAACGUUCACUGUAAUUGUAAAAAUUAGAACAGUAACUGUCAACUGUUGACCUUUCCCGUUAAACAUUGUAUCUCCUUUCAUUGUCUUCUUCAGUUUAUUUGAUUUAUUUAAGGUCCCCUUUCUUGGGGUACACGUGUGAACCGGUGAGAGGAUUUGGCCUGAUUUUGGGUAAAAUUCAAGGAAAUGUUAAGCUAAACAUAAAAAUAGAAACUUUUUGAUUUUAAAUGUUAGAAAAUUUGACCAUAAUAAAGUGAGCGACUAACAAAUUUUGACAGAAAUGGCCAAUUUAUGGUGUAGGAAGCCAUAGCCGUUUGCACGAAUUUGGAACAAACCCUUUCUCGAAUUCAACGUUUGAUCAGUAGUAGAUCAAUUCUUUGGCAUCGAAACUACUGCUUUAUCUACAUCAUAAUAAAUCAAUAAUUUACAUAGUAUAGGCGAACAGAUACUACGUUACUGUACAUUUGAACCGUUUGUUUGAGAAACUGCAUAUGUAACAUUCUUGGCAAAAAUGAGAUUUUUAUAAUUUUUGUUCGGAAAUGUGCAUAUGUACACGCACUUUGAAGAGCAAUUAUGGAGUACAACUUGCAGUCUUCGAACUGGAAGUACCCUAUGCUGUUGAGUUUUAUCCAACGCUAUUUAUAUGUAUCGAUGAAAUGGGAAAAUUCGGUACCAAUUUGUUAAAAAACAUUUUUUGUUGUUUUCUCUGAAUUACGAAAAAUGGAAAUAAAAAUCCGAUCAAUUAUUUGAGUUUUUAAGGUUAGCUUUCUUAACACAAUAAUGUUUUUUACGCUUUAAUAUAGUUUUAGAAUUUCAGAACCAGUUCAAGCCAAUUCUUUAGACCGGCAUUCACAGCAGCAUUUUUUUUCAUUUUUUCCAAUUUUUAAAAUAGUUAGAUUAAAAUCAAAUUGUUCGGAGCAUUAAUUUUGAAAAUGAAUCUAAUACAUUCAUCCCAGUAGGCCACUCUAGGUUCUUUGUUUAUAACAGUAGUGUUUCAAAGGUUAACCCUUAACCUACCGUAACGAGUCUUUAUGACUGCAAAUGGCUCGUUCUUAGUCAAUUAUGAAUUAACCAACAAGCGGUUUUAUGAGUGAGCAAGGAGAAUUAUAAUAUGAAAAGAUGGCGGGUGUUCAAACAAUAUUUUACUUUUACUAAAAUGACGUCCAAUAUGUAAAUUAUAGAAAUAGAAUAUAGCCGUCUAAAACAAAAUUUAGAAAACGGCCUUUCGACACUUCCUACGAUUUAAAUUCCACAAGAUAUACUGAUGGUGUAGGAUAAUGCUAAAAUAAAACUGGUUAUUCGGUGGCAACUGAAUAGGUUCCGGAAAUUGCUGGAAUCUUCGGAUGAGGAUGCCAGAAUUGAAUAGUGGAGGAAAUCAUUCUUCCGUCACCUCAAAUUCUUCAGAAUUUUACCAGGAAUAAGAAAAACUCAUAGUUUGCUCUCGGAAUGCAAAAGGUUAACCGGAGUGCGCCACGUUAAACAUGAGUCGUCAUCUUCUUUAUUGGCUCUACAUUCCAACUGGAACUUGGCCUGCUUUUCAACUGAAUACUCUAUUAGUAUUUCCUCAGCGAUUAAUUGAAAGCUUUUCUAUGCCCGUCAUUGCAUGAGUAUGUAUAUUGUGUGGCAAUUAUAAUGGAUACACUAUACCCAGGGUAUCGAGAAAGUUUCCAACCCGAAAACAUCCUAGACCGAACCGAAAUUCGAGCUCGCCAAUCUCCGGGAUGGCAAUCCUACAUCUUUGCACGCAAGGCUACUAGAGACCCAUAAGCAGUGCCGUAGCGUGUGGUUGACCAGGUUGGCCCCCACCAAGGGCACCAGGCCUUACGGGGGCGCCAAAAUUAAGAAUGCCGCUAUGGUAAAUUAUCACAAAUUCUUCAAAGUGAUUCAGAUUCAAGCGAUCAGACGAUUUUUUCGGGAACCAACGAUUCCGUAAUCAACUGUUUUACUAUUAUCCAGAGAGCCCUUUUCCGUUAAUAACUGAUGAAGGUAUCAGAACGAUGGCUCAGGGGGCACGUUUCCAUGAAUUUGGAAGAUUUGUGCCAUCGCCUUCACUGUCUUUCACAUAAUUUAUUUGCCGGAUUUGGAAGUAAAGAAAAAAGAUAGAAGAGGAAAUGCAAAUGGCAAAGAGACGGAACAGGCAUCUGAAAAAAAGCCCUGGAAGGGAAAUUUUCAAUACGCUAGUGGCAAAACACAGAGUAGUAUAGGUACAUGGAAGCGGUUUUUGAGAUUGUGUGUGAACUUGAGAAAAAAAACUCAUUUUACACAGAAAAACUAUUUGAGGUCCGAAAACGAUCGCAUUUGAUCCACCCGAUACUAUUAAACCAGAAACUUGUAUGAGUUCAAUAGUGAAAGGAAAAAGCGAAGAUGCUGAAUAUUCGAUGAGUAUUGAUAAUAUGAGCUUGAUUUUUUCUCUUGAUUCUAUAUUAACUGGUUAAGCUUUAAACGAGGAUGAGCAUUUGAAAUGAUCACUCAUCUUACAGCAUACGGAAUACGAGAAUCUGCAUCAAGAGAUUUCUAUAAUGAUGGCAACUGAUUUACUUCAAAGUUGAAUUUUAUUGGUCCUAGCAAUUCCAACAGUGCCACUAAACUACCGACAGACUAAACACAAUUCUAGCCAUUAAUCAACCCAUUCCAGACUUGGUUAAUACGACUAGGUCCAAUCGUUAUUACGAAAAUCUUCUAAUUCACUCCAGAGUUGAUUUUUUUUUAUCAGUAUGGCGAUUCUGAAGGACACCCAAUCCAAUCACCGACCAGUACAUUUUAUUUGCCUACCUAGAUCCACUAGCGCGUAAAUUCAAAAAUUCAUAAAAAAUUCAAUGGAUUUCUACGAAUUUUCUAAUAUUUCUAUAAUAUUUCUACGAACUAGUAAUCAUUACUUCCUAUCUCUAUAUUGGAACAUAUGAUAUAGCCUUCAAGAAUCAGGUUUAAGGAACCGGAGACGAGCCAGCCUAGGGCUGAAAGUCUCCUUAAUAAAGUCAAAAAAAAAGGUUUGACGAAUUCAUAAAAAAAAAUUGAUACGCCCCGCAAAUAAUUGAUUUUAAAUCACCCUGCUUUGAUUGCGUUUUUUGUUUUGAAUAUCUGCAAGAAAAUAAAGGGCGUCCUGUAAAGGUUUUGUCUAUAAAUUAGACAUAAAUACGUUUGGCAUAAAAGCCAUUGAGCUGUUCUUUGGGGAAUUUUAUGCCUAACGUAUUUAUGCUUCAUGGCCCUACACCUAAUGCAAGUAUGCCCAACCAGGCCAUACCCGGUUAUCCGAUAGCCAUGUAGCUCCUGGAACCCCGGUAUGAUAUGGAGGCAUGAGGCCAAAAUUUACCAAAAGGAGAGAUCAUCCAUACGGCACCUCAAAUUCUUCAGAUUUUCAUGAGUUUUAGAGCGAUUCUCAAAGUUUCUGAAACUCCUGAACUAUCCAGUAAGGCCAAAAUUGAAUUGUUAUGCAAAUUAUUCGUCCGACACCUCGAGCACAUUAUAAUUUCAUCCGAAAACAACAGAGGUUCAUCGUUUCCUAUCGAAAUACAAAAGGUUAGCCGGUGGUAUCGAAAAAAAGUUCCGGAUUGCCUGAAAUCUCUAGUAGGAAAAUCAUUCGUCCAAAACAUCGAACUGUUCAGCAUUUCAUAAGUAGCCGAGCAAUUUCCAUAGUUCAUUGCAAUGGAAUUGGUAAUAGUUACGGUAAACAGUGAAGGAUUUUAUUCGCAUGCACAGGAUUUCUUGAGAAAAUUGAACUCCUGAACUACCGAUAGAAAAGGACAAAUUUAAAUAGCAUGGGAAAUUAUUCGUCCUUUACCUAAAAUGUCGCGUAAAACUGUCAAAAUAUAGAAAAAAUAUUCCAGAACUGACACAAAUGACAAAUGCCACACUCGAAAAUGUCAAAGAGUCAUAGUGACACGUUGGUCCCGCCAUCUUCUAGUACUAUUCCCCUUGAUCACACAUCUGCCGUGAUCGGAAAAAUUGACGUUUUAACCAUUUUCCAAAAAUGGUGUCAACGAGUAGUACUCAUCGCGCUCUUUAACAGAAAAAUGGAAAACCAGUAUGUUGUAAUUUGGCGCAUACGACACUUUUUCAGAUUACGGCAGUCAUGGAACCGAUUGUUAUUUGAUUAAAAAAUAAUUGAGAAUGCGAUUCGUCCUGCAAUAAGGGGGUUGGAAUUAUCAUAACGCUCAGUUCAAUGUUUCUCUAUUUGAACGACGAAUAAACAACGACAUUCAAAUAUUUUUCAAAUGUUUUGGUGCAUUAAAGGGUAAUUUUAUUUCAACGGAUGAAUACACUUUGCAAUAUCGGCGCGUUUCUUAACAGCAGCAAAAUUAGUUUUUUUAUUUAAAAGUUUUAUCAAACAUAGAUUCAAUACUGCUGAGAACGCCAAAGUUUCAUAAUAUAUCAAUCAUAUUUAGAAAUCUGUCAUAUGAUCAUAUGAGAAAUCUGUCAACGUAACCGUAUCCUAUGUGGGGGGCUCUUGAGAUUUUCGUUUAAUCCAAUAAGGCUCACAAACAACCAUGCGUUCACCGUGCAUUUCUCAUGCAUGGAUCAUUUUGGCUCAUCCACAAUGCGUUUUUUCAAACACCCGGGGUCAAAAUGAAGAACAAAAAAAACUUCAGAUAACACAAGUAAUUACGAGAAAUCUUCUUCAAAUUUCUCAUGAAUCCUAAGUAUUCGGGAACCAGGAAUGGUGGCCACUUACCCACACAACAUGGGCGUAAUAAGAGAGAGACUGGCGCAUGAAUAGAUCCUUGAGUGCAGGAAUUAUGAAAGUUUAGUUCAGUUUGAAGGCAACGAUGCAAAAAGAGUAUUUAUUGAAUUAUGUAACAGUCCACGUUCGAUCAAAAUGAUAAAUCAAUACCAAAUUUUCGAAACGAUUAAUUUGCUUAGGUAAACAAUAAUUCAAACGUCAAUAUGACGAAUCUGAUAACAAAUCCACGCAAAUAAGCACCUUCCAGGUAGGUAGGUAGGUAGCAGAAGCCUUCAUCUAGACAUACUAAUGCUUUAAUGUUUCCGAGCAUACGAUGCUAUUUUUGCAACCAAGGUGUGAUUUUCGAAUAUUUCCUUGAAAGCAAAAACUAUCAAAGCAUAGAUAAAAAAAUGAUGUAGCGAUAAUGCACAACAACAGGGUGAAAAGAAAAGUUAGCAACAAAAUUGUCUCCUUUUUAGAUGCUGACAAAAAAAAAACAGAUUUUUGUCAUUAUUAUCUCCAACAAAAACAAAGCUUUGUGUUUGGUUCUUUUUUGUUCCUUAUUUUAUAUGCGCAUCGAUGACAUAUUGAUUCCCUUAUUGAUGCUAUUGGUUUGCGUGGGAGUGCUAACAGAUUCGUCAAAUCGAAUCUUUGUUUACAAAAGCAGAUAAGUCGUGUUGAACUUGGCUACUGUUAGAAUUGGAAACAAACGGAAAAGCUCGUUUCCUACAGCUAAUAAUAAUUUCUUUCCUAUCACAUUGCAAUGAUCUAAUUAACGUAUGCAAGCAAAGUUUUUGGAACAGACAAACUGCAUACUUAAAUUAUUUUGCCUACCUCAGCAAAAAAGCCAAAAACACGGUGAAUAGUGUGUGCAGCACUUUUUAUAUUUAUAUACACUGAUGGGCAUAAGUAUUCGACAUGUUUUAAUAGUACUUCGAAUACUUUUAUCCAUCAAUGUAUAUAAUAGGCACUCUACGAUGGUCGAUGUUAAACAUUUCGACCUCUCUCUCUUUCUUUCAAUUUAAAUACGCAUUAUAGCGCAAAUGUAAUGGAGAAUCCUAUUAAUAGAUAGCAAGUAGGGGAAUUGAUCCCAUUUCCAUUUCGCUAAACAUUCUCAAACCUUUGGUUUGCUGAACUAAUUAAAAAUUACAAAGAUAAGAAACAAAUCAAUCUUUUCAUUGCCUUGUUUGAUUGAAGUCUAUUGAAAUAAGUCUCUGAAAGUCUCUCAAAUAAAAAUAAAAAAUAAAUCGCCGGACGAAGAUUGAUCGUAGCUUUGUGGCAAAGCAUAAGUGAAAUGCAUAAGUUCACACAUUUUAUACAAUUUUUAUACCUUUGUCUAUAGGUGAACACCUCAUUGCAGUGUUGAAAAAAGUCAUAAAAAUGUCAUGGGAUUGCUAUUGAUUUUGAACUAAUAACCUUUUUCUAAAGUUAUUUACAAUUCAAUUUUUUUAUAUGAAUUUUAAGGAUCCUAUCCUAGAACUUUGUCUAAGGAAAGGUUCAAAAAUGACGUCACAGAUGCUAGGGAGGAGGAGGUCUAAAAUUUUGUGACAGUACAUAUACUAGAUAUACAAAAAGCGUGACAGAAGGGAAAGGUAGGUCUAGAAAUCGCCUCUAACAGACCAUUGUUCGAGAUUCAACGUGUAAGACACAAGAGCGAAAUUACCAAAAUGUCACGGAAUGUCAUGACAUUAAUGUCAUUUGUCUCUAAUUCGGUUCUCACCCCCAUUUGAAGCAAUGACCUGUCAAACAAUCCGAAAAUUGCCUAGACGGGAAUUGCACCGGGAAUCGAACCCAGCCACCCUCAGCAUGGUCUUGCUUUGUAGCCGCGCGUCUUAUCGCACGGCUAAGGAGGGCCCCUUAAAAUAUUGGUCCAGAAAAUUAAAAGUUGGUAGAUGUAGCAUUGUUAGAAAAUUAUAAAAUCUAGAAACUCAUGCACGAUUUAAAGAAGCGUGAGGCAAAAUGCUCCGCACCCAUCGUCCAAAAAAUAAGUAACUUGUGUAACGCAAAAUGAGAGCUGUAUGCUGUCUUGAGAAUUUGCUCGCCAAGGGGUUAAAAUUCUUCAAUCAUUCGUUUUUUCCUAACCACUGGUUGAGAGGCACUAAAUAUUUUAAAAUAAUAUUUUUAGCAGUCAGUUUAUGUGUUGUUGAAUAAGAAAAAAAUAUUUCUUGAAAACAAAUGAGGCACUACUAAUUAUGUUUUGAAACAAUUAAAGCUAAACAAGAACUUAAAAUUAGCGAAAAUAAACAAAAGUUUAUGAGUUGUUCGACGACUGACUAGGUUUAACAAAACAAAAACAAAAAAUAUUUAAGAAAUAUUAACCAAUCAGAAACUGCAAAAGGGGCAAGAAAAGACACAUUCAAAAUUUUGUAGUUACCACAUAUAAAAUAGUAUUAGAAGAGAAAUUUUUAAUGUUGAACGAAUCGGAACAUCUUGCUCCUAUGCUUUUACUCGCGGAGUGCAAACGAAUGAAGAAAAAAAGAAACUUAUAUAGAAAGCGAAUGAGAUGCAAAAGAUAAAAAAAAUCUGUAUAGACAUACAUUUAUUACUAAACUACCGAAUUGGAAUUGGAAUGUGAUUGAUUUCGAAAUUAGUAAUUAUUAUGAAAAUCGAAAUUCAAAAUUGUUAUCAAAGUGAAUUAUUUAUGCAAAACAUGUUUGUGAUUGUCAAAAAAGACUGAAAAUUAAAAAUUAUAUUUUUUUAUGUAAAUUAUCGGAUUGGGCUAAAAAUUAUAAGGACAAGUAAUUUAAAAGUAAUCAAACAAAAGUCUGAUUUUGAUAAUUCGAUACCAAAAUUACUAUUAAUGAAAAUAUAUUUAUAAAAUCAAACGGAAAAUCUGGCAAUUUUUAGAAGACUUUAAAAAUAAAAAAAUAUUCUAUUUAUUUUUAUUUUAUUUUUUUUUUUUGUUAUUUAUACGUUUAUUUAUUUUGUUUUCGAAACAGAAUGAAAACUACCGGAAAAAAUUAAAAUCUCAUUUCCUCUUCUUUGCAAAUAUAAAAAUGUACACAUGAAUACAGUCCCUCCGCGUACGUUAGCUGUUUUAAACACAAAUCCAGUAAUCUAUGAAAACAACAGAAAAGAAUGCAUUGUAUAUAUGAAGACCCUUACUACACAAUGUAUCAAACAGAAGUACUAACAAAACAGAAACAAAUACAUACGACUGCAAUUCGCUUAAUUAACACACACCUACAUAUUGAAACUGAAUCAUUCAAAACUCCUAAGUUGAUACUGAAAGGGUUUAUGUUCAAUCUCCAAUAUCAGACGCGUUAACUAUUAUCGAUACAAUUACGCCACAAACCACGAGCCGACAACUAUAUAGAAUGAAAAGUUUAUUCAGCACUAUCCAUUAGCUUCUUAAUACAGUACACAAACACACAUCUACUAAUAUAGCUACACUUGAUUUGGUCUACGUCUACACAAAGAAAAACAAAUAACAAACAAAUAUAUUAAAGAUUUUAACGAUAACAAUGAUGUACUAAGGAACAAAUACAAGAAGUUUAUUUUUACAAGUAUCACAUUGAAUAGCUCAUUAUAGAAUAAUUUUUUGUACGUUUCCAUACUUAUUUUAUAUCAAUAUAGUUAAUUGUUCACUCAUAAAUGGAAAAAUAGAUCAGCUUGUGUCUAUGUUAUAAUGCAUUUGUAUUGAAUUCCAUGUUGCAAAUUUUGGCAUUUCUAUUUGUAGGCGACAGAGCAAACAAGAUAAACAAAAAAACAUUUUAGUUUCCGUACCAUCAGAGCGAAGGUAAAUGAGACCUUUGUUUCUUAAGCAGGAUUAAGCAUUAAAUAGCAUUUUUAGACAGUAGAGACAAGUAUGAUAAACGAUCUGAAUCUAUUUUCCAGCAUCUCGACAACAAAAAUCUUUAACGCAUCCAAGUAUGCGCGCUAAGUGUAUGGAAUGAGGAAAAUCUAAAUGCAAAAAAAAACAAAAACAAAUUGAAGGGAUAUUUAUUUACAUUGAAUAAAAGCAACGGCAAACUAACCGUGAAAAUUGAUCCGCGAAACAAUUAAUGAAACAGAAACAAUAUAUUUCUUCUUAAAAAAAUUACCGUUAAAUAAGCAUUUAAAGAAUAUGUUUAUUUCACUGAAAACAUUCAGAAUACUAACACAUGAUCAAUAUUUUUUACAAAUAUACGAUAAAAAAUAAACAAAA